CCCUGUGGCCUCCCUACAGCUCACCUCUCUUGAGCACAGGACUGUUCACUUGCAGAUGGAUCCGGGUGAGCUGGGAGAGGAGCCAGCAGCAAGCAGUCAGAACCCACCACGGGAUCCGGCUGCUUCUGAUGGCAGUGCAAUGGCUGGUGACGAACGAGAAGAAUGGCUGAACCUGACACUCGGUGGAAGAAGCUCUUCCAGCUCCCAGCCCAGACCUCCACCCAGCCACAGGAUGUUCUCAUGCAACUACUGCAUGAGGAAGUUCUUCAGCUCGCAGGCCUUGGGGGGGCAUCAGAAUGCCCACAAGAGGGAGAGGUGCGCAGCUCGGAGGUCUAACACGCCACAAAGGAUGAUGAUGAUGAUGAUGGCGGCUUCCCCCCUGCAUGUACCCUUUCUCCACUCCCUUAAUGUUGUUCGUCCACAUUCCAUGGUUCACGAGCGAUUCCGCGAGCCAGAGGCGGCCAGCUUUGAUCACACCAAGGCGACGUGGUCGCCGUUCGUAGUCGACGAAGCUUCGCGUUCGAGCUGGACCGAGAGCUUCCAAAUGGAGUCUGAGCCUCCACAGCAACAAAAGCUUGACCUGAGCCUCAGGCUUUAGUGUAACUCGCUGCAUCUCCAAAGUUCAGUUUUCACUGUUAGGAAAGUUCUCCGUGUAGGGAUGAAGAAGGAAGCCAUGGACGAGUAUGCAGGCUACUAAAUCACCAUGUUUUGUGACUUGUCCUUCACACUUAUAUUGUAUUUUUGACGAAGAAUUAUUGAUCAAGCAA
This is a messenger RNA of Musa acuminata subsp. malaccensis (wild Malaysian banana), 767 nucleotides long. RefSeq names its product zinc finger protein 1. NCBI's taxonomy places the organism in Eukaryota, Viridiplantae, Streptophyta, Magnoliopsida, Zingiberales, Musaceae. The record is from RefSeq and is a predicted model, not a curated record.